GGGAAGAGUUUUUUUUUUUUCCUGAAUGUUUUCCUACCUUGAUUAUAUCAAUUAGCAUUGGUCGUACCUAUCCUUUUUAGAAUAAUUCAAAGGACUCAAAUUCUACUGUGUGUGGUUUCUGAUGUUGGGCAAGAACACUGAGCACAAGUAGUAGUAUUUCUAGUUCUUGUUCUUGCAAACGGUGUUUCGAAAUCCAGAGAUUUCAGUUUCUUUUCUUUUGUAAAUGAAUGGGAAGAAGAUUGAUUGCCAAGAAAGAAAUCAACAAAGCCAUGAAUUAAUCGGUGAGUGCGGUUUUGAACUUGGUAAUCAGUCUUGUCAAAUUUUUGGUCAGCAGCAACAGCAGGCUUGGAACAAUAUGGGAAUUUGGGUUCAGCAACCCACCAUGGAUCAUGAAGUGUCACUGCUUCAAAAUCUUGGGCCUCCUAAAACUCCCAGCAGCAUUAUCAGCCGCUUCGAAUCGCCGGUUUCAGCUUUCUACGCAACUGAACUCUAUAUGGGGGGGUUUCCACAGUAUGACUUUCAAGCUGGUCAGAAUCCUCAGUUCCCUUCAGGCCAAUCUAAUAAUGAAAGCUAUAGCUCCAUGAAUUCAUCUGAGCAAGAUCCGAAUUUCGACAUCAGAAACACCCUGCAAUCAAUUGUGAAAUCUCAACCCAGCAGCUAUCAAUACCAUAAAUCCUCAGAGAAGUGUAAUCGAAUCCCAGCAAGCGAUUUGUCAGGCAGUAAGCUGUUUGCACAUCAAUCAAAUAAGUUGCAUGGAGAUCAUAAUACUACUACAGUUAGAAGACCCUCCUUUUCCCUUCCUUCUAAAGAAAAUCAGGAUCAAGUAGGUUAUUGUAAUUCGUUCACUACUUCUCCGGUUACACAACUGAGCGUCUUUUCUGGGCAAGGAAAGCAGCCUCCAAGAAUUUCCUCCAGACAAGUUUCCGAUUGUUAUGGCAAUUCUCCUUCAUCCAGCCCUGUACUCUCAAGUAAAACACGAAUUCGUUGGAAUCAAGAUCUUCAUGAGAAGUUCGUUGAGUGUGUAAAUCGUCUUGGGGGUGCUGACAAAGCAACACCAAAGGCAAUUUUGAAGAUGAUGGGUUUGGACGGAUUAACCAUCUUUCAUGUCAAAAGUCAUCUGCAGAAAUAUCGAAUUGCGAAAUACCUACCAGACCCAGCAGAAGGAAAAUCUGAGAAAAGAACUACUUUGAAUGUUGAACCCCAGCUCAAUGUGAAAACCCUCUUACAAACCUAUGAUGUGAAUAUUUAUCGCAGUUGCUUGCAAAUUAAAGAGGCACUCCAACUGCAAUUAGAUGUCCAGCGACGUCUUCACGAACAAUUGGAGACUCAACGAAAGUUACAGUUACGAAUUGAAGAACAAGGGAAGCGGCUCAGGAAGAUGUUUGAUCUGCAACAACAAACAAGUAGUAACCCGUUGAAGGCUCAGAACUCGGAUGUCACAUGCCAUGAAGCUUCCCCAGCAAAUAGUCUCGACGAUACUGAUCAGCUUUCAACUCCUGAAGGUUCUAGUUUUCCCUCCAAGAUAAGUUAGCCCUGAAAAGAUAAUUAGUCUGUCAUUCUUCACACAACGGAACUCAUACGGUUUCUUCGUCCUCAAAAAGUUCAGUCCUUUAGCAGAAUCAAGAACUUUAAAUAAUACUACUGGUAAAGUAAGAAGGAAAGCAAAAAUUGGAAGAUGAUAGUGAAGACUACAAUCAAUUGACUGGCAGUCAUACAUUCAUCAUAUGCCAUUUUGAGGAUAUGAUCCUAUAGAACGACUCUUUUUUAUUGUUUCAUAAAGUUUGUGUGGCAGUACUGUAACAAUGUCUUAGUGUGAAAAUUUUUAUUUUAUUUUAUUUUAUUUUAUUAUUUUUAUUUUUAUUUUUUAUUAUUAUUUUUUUUUGUGUGUGUGGAAUCGAUGGGGACAUAUUUAGACACAGCGUCCGUCAAGCUUUUGGUCCAAUGGAAGAGUCAACAGGAUAAUGUUUUACCAGUUCCGUUAUCCUCCCGCUCCUCCUAAUAAUAAUAAUAGUUUUGUAA
Pyrus x bretschneideri (Chinese white pear) is the source of this 2019-nucleotide messenger RNA. RefSeq names its product myb family transcription factor PHL5. NCBI's taxonomy places the organism in Eukaryota, Viridiplantae, Streptophyta, Magnoliopsida, Rosales, Rosaceae. The transcript is spliced from 8 exons. Bases 224 to 1531 code for a protein of 435 amino acids. The record is from RefSeq and is a predicted model, not a curated record. Gene Ontology annotation, molecular function: DNA-binding transcription factor activity; DNA binding.